GAGCUCUGUUUCCUUGUCGGGGGUCAGCUGAACUGAGAGUCAUGAACAGGAAGACAUGAUAUCAUGCAGUGUCAAAGUGACUAGUUUAUUGAGGGAUACAUAGCUGACUGAGGGGUGUACCUCUGUUUAUCCUCAGAAAGACCCCGGGAGGCACAUGGAUUGUAACAGAUAGCAUGUACAUGCAUUCAGAGCCGCUUAUAACACCGUCGAGAAGAGUUAUAAUGAAAAUGAUGAUUGGAUUGCUGCUGGCAAUGGUCUUAACAACAGAAGCAGAUCCCAGAGUAAAGCGUUAUCAAGUGGCUACAGGCGAGACUGGGAGAUACAUAGGAAGGACAAAUCCUGGAGACACCUUUAUUUGUCACUAUUAUGUUCAUGGAAUGAAGUAUGAAAUUUCUGAUCACUGUGAGAACCAGAAUAAAGAAGGGAUUGUUGUGAAGGGAGAAAAGUUGUAUCCUUGGUGUUAUCCAGGCACAGGCUUGUUUCCUUCAUGUGGUUCCCUACCUGAAAUAAGAUAUGGCUACUGGAUGUGUCCUAAGAAUGUAUGGAAAGACUCUGUAGAGGUAUAUGCUGUGUGUGCCGCCAAGUGUUUACGGGGAUACCACCUGGAGGGGGACAUUGUUGUACGGUGUCCUGAGUCUUUGACAUGGAACAACUUUACUUCUCCAAAGUGCAUUCCAGAUCAUGAUCCUCCUGAGAGGCCUGGACAUGUUCAUGUUCAAGUGCUGAACACCACUGCUGUAAAUGUGAGCUGGACAUCACCAGUAAAUGACACAUCUAUCAUUGGUUACAAAGUCCAUAUCACAUGUGAUGAUAAUUACAAUCUGUCACUGAACUGUACAUUGAAUUCACUCAUCAUAUCUAAAUUAGAGGUGCUGAAGAAUUACACCAUCACAGUCACUGCUUUUAACCAGUACAAGGCUAGUCUGCAAAGUGAUCCAGUUUAUGUAGAAUUAACAGAUUCUUGCCAAUUGUACAACAUGAGCUUCAUCACCAAUAUACCCCAUAAAGUAAUAGUGUAUUGGAAUGCAACAAGAGAGUGCCAGGAUAGGAACCUCAUACUUACAAUGGCUAAUGAACAUGGUCAGAGAAAUACAAAAUAUUUGAAGAAAAACACCAGUUUCCUUGUCUUCCAUCAGAUUGGCCUUGACACAGAUUACAGAGUUUAUAUAUUUAUAGAAGAGAAGGAGGUUAUCUCUGGAACAUUUAAAUCUGCAACCAUGAAUCCUCCUGAGAGGCCUAGACAUGUUCAUGUUCAAGUCAUGAACACAACUGCUGUAAAUGUGAGCUGGAUAUCACCAAUAAAUGACACAUUUAUCAUUGGUUACACUGUUCAUAUCACAUGUGAUGAUAAUAACAGUUUAACUCUGAACACCACAACAGAAUCGCUCAUCAUACCCAACUUAGAGGUGCUGAAGAAUUACACUAUCACAGUCACUGCUUUUAACCAGUACAAGGCUAGUCUGCAGAGUGAUCCAGCUAAUGUAGUAUUACCAGGAAGAAAAAGAAAGGGAAAAGAUGAAACACAAAUAGUUUCAGUCUUCCUAUUUCUGAUGAUAGCCUUAGCUGCAGUUGUUGUGCUGAUUAUCAUCUUAUUUAUAUGUAUAAUUUGUGUGCUGUCGAAAAGGAAGAAAAAGAUAAAAGGUAGAGGAAGAGCAGUUUCAAAUGAAGAAAACAGAGAGAUGCUGGAAAUGGGGCCAAACAUGGCUAAUAAUGCUGGGGUUAAAGUUGAAAAUCCUGCCCGUGACCCCUCCAUAUCAGACAGAUUCCUAGUACAGGAGUCUGAGCAUCAACUGCACAGCAAUCCUCCAACUCAAAGCAGGGAUUCUCACGAAAUCAUGUCUUCUCCUCCUCUGGAUGCACAAUCCUUGAAGUCUUCAGAGGACAGUUUGGACAUCAGUGAAGCACCAGAUCUAAACUGUGAUUCCCUCUCUCCUCGUGAGGAAUCAUCAAGCAUGGGAAACAUUUCACAGUUUCCUAGUUCAAAUGAAGGACUUUCUUCUAUUCUUGAACAAAUUGAUACAGUUGAACCAGUGAAGAGAACUCAAACUGGGUACCAAAAGAAAGUGCCGGGUUCUGACUCUGGCCGGGGGUCUGUCGCAGGGACAAGCUCUACGACAUCAGAUCCUGCAGACUUGAAGCCGAAUUCUUCACAGGGUAGUGACAAAUUACCUCAAGUGCCAAGUUACAAUCAUCAAAUUUCUGCUGACUCAGGCAGAGAGUCAGAAACAGAAAAUGCUACUGAGCACUCUGGGAACUAUAGGUCCCAGACAGGCAGUGCCAAAGGAGGAAAGGCUGCAGCUGUGAUUUGUGAUGUUAAAAAGGAUAUUGUUAAUCUUAUUUCAGAGGCUGUAGAGAAAAAACCUAAUUUACAUGCUCAGCCUUUUCUCACAGACAUUUCUGAAAGGAGUAAUGAAGAGGAUAUCUCAUUGAAAUCCAAUCAAGAAGAUUGCCUCUGCACCAUUGCAGCAUUCAUUGACAGUCCCAAGAGUUACCAGCAUCUGGAAGACUUAGGUGAUUUACUUGACCCAGAUGAUUACUAUGGAUCACUAAGAAGCUGGAAGGGUUUUGCCAAAGAUGUAUUAAAAGUGGAAGCAUACAAAAUUAUUGCCAUUGGAACCAGGUGCAAAGGUGGUAGUCCUUUUCGGACAGAAGUUCUGGAUUAUAUGAAAGCCCAAGGGACCAAGAUUGGACAUAUAGUGUUUUAUUUUUCAAGGGCUGAACAUUUUCGCCUAGAUGUGUUGGAAAAAAUUACUAAAUUCCAUAUAGGAUGUAAAUUCUGUGAUAACAUACUAAAACAGUACAAAUUGUAUGACGUCAAAGAAAAUGAAAUGGGUAGUUGAGAUAUGUUAUUUUGUGUGAUACAUACAUGUAUGCAUGAAGUGCAGAAAAUGCGCAGUUCAGAAAAGGUCUGUGAUAGGCUUGAACUUUGAGGGUUUGAAAACAAGGCGUCCAUGGAACUUCUUAAAGAUAAAAAUGAAUUGUCCACAUCCAUAAGUGUCUGUCUGCAAUCGGUAUUGACUGCUACUGUGAAAACCAGUACAUGUGUAGGUUGAAGAAGUUAAACACCACUUAUCUUUUAUUUUCAUUUAACAUUUUGUAAAAAGUAAGUUUUAAAGGAUUAUUGUAGAUGUAUAAAUUCUAAUUCAAAGGUUGCCUCAAUUUUCAUGUUAUAUAAGUAAUCAAAUUGAAGACUGUGAUCAUUGUUUUGACAUAAUAACACCAGGCUUGGCACUGGAUGGACAGGUCCAUUGCAGAUUUUAGGGGACUGACUGCAUAUUAUGCCUGAGUCUCUAAAAUACAUAUUAAAUGCAUUUUUUUGGCAUCGAGCAGAGCUCAAACGUCAUCUAACCAGCAUCCCAUUGAAAGCGCAACCAGAAUCUACGCAACCAAAGGUGUCAGUCAAUGCAUCCGCAAAAGAAAAUAGCAAUUUUGUAUAUCCAUUUUUUCGAAAAUGCUCACAAUGAAUAAUAACUUGAAAAUAAAAUUGCAUCAAUUAUAUCUACAAUUAAUUCGAUUACAAAUCACAGAUAUUUUGAGGGGGUUUUUUACACAAGAAAAAAGUGAAAGUUGAUGCAGACGAAUUUCUUAAGAAAGCUAGUGUGCAUUGAAUGACAUGAAUAGCAUUUUGGAAGGACAACCAUGUAAAAGAAACAACCCACCAAAUAUGAAUACUAGAAGACUAAAAACAUUGAAUUUCAAAAUUUCGACCUUACUUUUACAAUCUUAUAACCAGUUUUAUCAUUGCCUGUGUGGCACAGUGGUUAGAGUGUCUGCUCUAGAAUCACAGAGUAAGGAGCUGAUCCUUACAUUACAGGUUCAAAUCCACUGCAGGACGUGGAGACCGGUCCUUUGGAUGAGACGAUAUAAAUUGAGGUCCCGUGUUGCAGUAGUUUUUGGUACGAAAAAGAUCCCUCACUGCUCAAUGGCCCUGAGUGCCGAGUAUAGGUAUAAAUUUGCAGCCCUCCACCGAAAAAGUGGUGGCGUCUCCAUAUGAGUAAAAAAUUCUCAUGAGGGACGUUAAACAACAAACAAACAAACAAAACCAAUUUUAUCAUAAAAACCAAAUUUAUCAUCCUCUUUUUGUAUUUCUCCAUUUCUUCCAUUUCAUAAUGUACAUGUACUGUGUAAUACCCAACACAAUACCAUAGCCCAAUCGUAAAUCAUAGUUGUAGCAGAGCAGAGACAUGUUGGUUGUUUAGAUGCAAUCACUUAAAUAAUGCUUAGACAUUGACAAUUAGAAAAAUUUUAUAUAAAUACAUUAAAUCUGUCGUAGUUUUUCAACUGACUGAAUAGAGACGAAUUAAAUAUGUUUGAUAGUGUCUGGUCAAUUCAACCCCUGCUUUAUUUGGAUCAAUGCUUAAGGCCCUCAAACUGUAAUUGUGACAUAUUGUUUGAAACUAAAAUUUCACAUCUAAUUCAAAAAGUUUUUCAUGUUUGAAGCCAUGAAAGCUUUUAAGUCUUCUGAUUUUUUUAAUCUCAAUAUGUAUAUACAUGUUUAGGAAAUAAAUACAGUCAAACCUUGUUAUCUCAAACUCGAUGUGACCGAGAAAAAACUUCGAGAUGUCUGAGGAUUUGAGAUAUCCAGGGUAAAAUAUAUAAAGAAUAAGAGGUUGGGACAUCCAAAUCACUUCGACAUAUCUGAGGUAUUCGAGAUAUCAGUGUUUGAGAUACUGAAGUUCAACUGUACAUGAAUACUCACGAUUUACUGUACAUUUUGAACUUAUGUUAACUUUAAAAUUUGUGGGAGAAAAGAGGAAACACCUCAGUGCAUGAUAUAUCAUUCAAAUAAAAAGUUUUGUAAUUUUAUUUCUGCUAGAUACCAUUGUUAACCCACCAUUUAAUAAUUAAUACCUGACUUUGCAUUCGAUAAAUUUUUAUGAAAGUAGGUUAUGUACUUUAAGCUGAAUAUGUUUUCCUAAGGCCUAAUUGUAAUUAUUUUUAUGUAAACUAUUUUGUAAAUUUGAAAAAUAAUAUUUAAGUUUUUUACUAUUAAUAAACUUGUUCAUUUAACAUCCCAAAGUGAGAUACUGGGGCAGCUAAUACUCUCCAAUGUACUUCAAGUAUUAGACAUGUAUCAAGUUACCUUUUUUCUAAAUUGUAUUGUCUAUCUUAUUUAUUUAAAUUAAGAUUAUGUGUUGUAUACAGGGAUAUUUAUUUGAGUUUAGAAUGAAAAUUGUUAUUAUAUUGUAGCACUAUUGAAUGGAUUGAAAGUGCAUUUUUAGCUCACCUCAACGAAGUUGGGGGGGAGCUUAUGUGAUACCCUUGGCGUCGUUGUUGGUAUCCCGGGUCAAAGUUUUUGGUGCAGUUUUUUUUUUUAAGUAAUUCUGUGCCCCACAUUAAUCAGAGAUGCAUGGAAGAUGUUUCUAUGGUGUUUCAUUGUAUCAGUCGAGAUUUCAGAUGCUGCAAUUUCAGCUAAGAAAUGACCAGAUUAAUGUUUUUAGAUCAGGUUAAGGUUUUUAGAGCAGGUGAAAGUUUUUGGAGCAGAUUACUCAUUUCCAGUUAACUAUAAGCCCUAUGUUGACCAAACUUGCAUGGAUGAUACAUCUAAGGAUGCACACUACUGGACUUGCUUCAGAUGCUGGAUUUGAUCUACAUUUUCCAUAUGAGUGACCAGGUUAAGCUUUGGAGCAGGUUAAUUUCUAAAGUAACUGUGAACUUUAUGUUGACCAAACUUGCAUUGAUCACACUAAGGAUGCACACUAACAGGCUUGCUAGAUCUGACCUACUUUUUCCGGAUGAGUGACCAGGUUAAAGUUUUUGGUGCAGGUCUCAUUUCCAAUUAACUAUAAGCCCUGUAUUGAUCAACUUGUAUGUAUGAUACGUCUAAGAAUGCACACUACUAAACUUGCUUCAGAUGCUGGAUCUAACCUACAUUUUCUGGAUGAGUGACCAAGUUAAAGUUUUUAGUGCAGGUUUUUGCUACAGUAACUAUUUGUUACACCUUGAACAAACAUGCAUAGAUGAUUCAUUUAAGGAUACACAUACUUGACUUGCUCUGGAGGCUGGAUUUGACCUACAUUUUCCAGAUGAGUGACCAGGUGAAAGUUUUGGGCACAGGUCCAUUACCAAGUUAACUAUAAGGCCUAUCUAAACCAAAUACCCUUGGCAUCAGCAUUCCAGGUUAAAGUUUUUGGAGCAGUUUUCUUUUCAAGUACUAUGCCCUACAUUAAUCAGAAAUGCAUGGAUGAUGCUUCUAGUGUGUUUCAUUGUACCAGUCAAGGUUUCAGAUGCUGCAAUUUCAGCUAAAGAAUAACCAGGACUUGCUUCAGAUGCUGGAUCUGACCUAUAUUUUCCAGAUGAGUGACCAGGUGAAAGUUUUGGGCACAGGUCCAUUACCAAGUUAACUAUAAGGCUUAUCUAAACCAAACUUGCAUGGAUGAUGCAUCAAGGGAUGAACACUUAAAUUUUCUUCAGAUGCUGGAUUUGAAUGACAUUUUCUGGAUGAGUGACUCAUUUAAAGUUGUUAGAUAAGUCCAUUCCCAAGUAACUGCAAACCUUUUCAGAUCAAAUUGUGUAAAUGUUGCAUCUUGGGAUGUACAUUACUAGAUUAUUAGUUUGAUGUGGGUUUUGCCUUAAUUGAAGACAACAUUUGUUGAGCUGAGCUCUGUAAUCUCUGAUUACCUAUGUUUGUUGUCAUGUACUCUGGGUUACUGUAUUUAUGUCUGGCUGGUCUUUUUAUGACAUAUUUUCAUUAACUUUCCACUGUUUACAACAUUGAAUAUUCUAGUAGAAUAUCUGAUUAUGCAAACAAAUAAUUAUAAUUAUAUCUAUAGUGAGUAUUUGAUGAAAACCAAACCACCUUUUUAAUUCAAGUUUCAAAUAAAAUCUAUUUCA
Saccostrea echinata is the source of this 6834-nucleotide messenger RNA. RefSeq lists its product as uncharacterized. Gene Ontology annotation, molecular function: protein binding. The transcript has 13 exons. Bases 174 to 2840 code for a protein of 888 amino acids. NCBI's taxonomy places the organism in Eukaryota, Metazoa, Mollusca, Bivalvia, Ostreida, Ostreidae. The record is from RefSeq and is a predicted model, not a curated record.